Ipomoea triloba (trilobed morning glory) is the source of this 2302-nucleotide messenger RNA. Its product is annotated as PHD finger protein EHD3. The record is from RefSeq and is a predicted model, not a curated record. The transcript is spliced from 7 exons. The coding region runs from base 142 to 1986 and encodes 614 amino acids. NCBI's taxonomy places the organism in Eukaryota, Viridiplantae, Streptophyta, Magnoliopsida, Solanales, Convolvulaceae.
AUUUGGACUACAACUCCACCAAGUCACCAACGCACCCUCUCAGUUUUCAAAAUUUUGAAAAGCCCUCUCCUCUCGGAUAAGCCCAAAUCUCUCUCACCUCUCUCUACUCUAGGGUUCAACUCAGGCUCUGUGCACCAAGAAAUGGUGGGUAAAGAGAAAGAAAGCAAUGGGUAUGGUGGCAACAGCUGCUUAAGUCUUGUUGUGGAAAAUACUCAGGCAAUGAAGUGUUCUAAUGGUUUUGGGAUUGAAAUUGCAAAUGGUAGAGGAAAAUCUUCUGAGUCUUCCAGAAAUUGUUUAAGAACGUACAAGAGACGGAAGCACUUUAAAUCAGAAGGAAAAGAUUCCGAGGAUUCAACUGGUCAAAUUACUUCCAAGUCAGUGGACAGAAUUUUCUUCAGAAAUUCUUAUAUGCAAACUAGUGUUGCUCAUGCGGAGUCAAAUGGACGUUUAAAUGGUUCCAGUUAUUUCUCCAUAAAUAAAUGGAGGAAUGUUGCUCUGGAGCAGAUCUACCAGUCACUAGAGAGUGACAGUGGCUUGAAGGACUGCAUAGGAGAGGCACUGGCUUCACACCCUGAGACUUAUUGUGCAACUGCAGUUAAGGAAUCUGGUAAUUGCUGCAAAACUGUGAGAAAAUUCACUUAUCCAUCAAACUCUAUGCCUUCUGAUAUCCAAGAUGAAGCUAAAGGGAAUUUGGAGAUAGUGCCCACUGGAUUAGUAAAUGAACCAAAUCAUUGUACUGCUACUCAAGUCUGCCGGCGCAUAUUUUCCGAUAUUGUCUUAUCAGAAGAAUUUUCUCAAUUAUGCAGAGUACUUUUUGAAAAUUUUGAAGGAAUGAAGGUUGACCAAUUUCUGAAUAUCAGUACUAUGCACUCAAAAAUGAAAGAGGGACUGUAUGAAGAUUCUCCGAUGUCUUUUCACUCUGAUAUUCAAGAGAUGUGGACAAAGCUUCAUAAGUUUGGGAGUGAAAUUCUAGCUAUUUCAAAGUGUCUUUCAGAGAAAUCUAUGUCUUAUUUCCAGACUCAGGUGGCUGGUAUGGCACACAAUAUUUCCGAGGAUGACAAGAAUAAUUUUGUUACACAAGAAAAUGACACACGUCACAUGCAUAGCAGAGCAGAGCGCCCCAAGGCAUGUACUUGCAAGCACUGUGGAGAAAAAGCAGAUGGAAUUGAUUCUUUAGUGUGUGAUUCAUGCGAGGAGAUGUAUCAUGUUUCCUGCAUUCAGCCUGCAGUUAAAGAAAUUCCUCCAAGGAGUUGGUAUUGUGCCAACUGUACUGCAAAGGGGAUUGAAUCACCCCAUGACAACUGUGUAGUGUGUGAAAGACUGAAUGCCCCUAGAGCACCGAUGGAUGUACAUGAUGAUGAGCUUAUGAAAUUAGAAAAGCUCAUAGAGUUGGAGGAGAGUUCAAAUGGCUUAGCGGAUGAUGAAGUUCAACUUUUUGACGAAGAGCCUGUUUGCAAUGUUUGCAAAACUGAAGUAAAAAGUGGUGAAAAGUUCCAAAUAUGUGGCCAUAACUUCUGCCUUCACAAAUUUUACCACGAGAGAUGCUUGAGUAGAAAGGAGUUGAAUUCUUAUUGUCCCCGCUGGUAUUGUCCAUCAUGUCUUUGUAGAAUUUGCCUGACUGAUCGUGAUGACACUCAAAUUGUCCUAUGUGAUGGCUGUGAUCGUGCAUAUCAUAUCUACUGCUUGCAACCCCCAAGGACUUCGAUUCCUAAAGGAAAGUGGUUUUGUGGAAAAUGUGAAGCAGGAAUUAAGCGCAUAUGCAAGGUGAAAAGGUCAUAUGAGAAAUUUGAAAAUAAGUUGAGACAGAGAGCACAGAUGUGCACAGGAGGGCUAGAUGAGCAGAAAUCAAAGGAUGAGGAUGCAUUAGAUAAAUCAGGAGGUGUGGACAUGCUUCUAAAUGCUGCCAAAACUCUGAACUAUGAGGAGAACUUGGCGGUGAUGGGAGAGAAUGUGGAUAGAACAAUCGUUCUGGAUACGAGAACCUAGUUUCUGAUGGAAGUGUAUUUUGUUGCAUCAGGGUAGUUGACAUUAUGGAGCCUUGUGAACUCUGGGCUUGUUUUGCAGGAUGCUUCGUUUUGGGGUAUACCGCCAGUUUAAGACGUAGAAGCUGAAGUUCCAACUUGUAGAUUUUUGUACCAUGCAAAUUGCAUAGCAUAAACUAACAGGCCUAACUACCAUCCCUGAUAUAUUUCAGGUUUCAUAUUCUGUAUUCUUAUUGUGGAUCCAAAUUACUGAUAUAUGUUGUCUGUUGUAGAAUGAGAAUACAGGUUAAAGCUAAGGUUGAGGUGAAUGCCUAUUUUGA